CUGUGGAGAUAACACAUUAGAGAAGGAGUUUACAGAUACCUUUAAAACCCUGAGUCUCCGUGCUUGCAGGAUCAUUUCUUCUCAGUAUCCUGCGCAGCAAUGGAUCAAGACACCAUAAUAAUUAAGGGAGGCUUGUCGGAGACCAGGCCUGCUACUCCAGAAAUCCAGGAGAUCGUAGACAAGGUCAGACCACAGCUUGAAGAGAAAACCAAUCACAAAUAUGAAAAAUUCAAAGCCGUUGAGUAUAAAUCUCAGGUCGUCGCUGGACAAAAUUACUUCAUUAAGAUUGAUUUAGGGUGUAGUCAUUUCCUUCACAUGAAAGUCUACUGUGGCCUUUCUGGAGAAGAUGAUUUGGAACUUCAGGGUUACCAAACUAACAAAACAAAGAAUGAAGAGCUGACCUACUUCUAAGCAGCAAAUUCUAAAGAGACCUGAUUCUUCUCAUUGUAAAGAGA
Apodemus sylvaticus (European woodmouse) is the source of this 455-nucleotide messenger RNA. RefSeq names its product stefin-3-like. The transcript is spliced from 3 exons. The coding region runs from base 100 to 411 and encodes 103 amino acids. The record is from RefSeq and is a predicted model, not a curated record. Gene Ontology annotation, molecular function: cysteine-type endopeptidase inhibitor activity. NCBI's taxonomy places the organism in Eukaryota, Metazoa, Chordata, Mammalia, Rodentia, Muridae. Gene Ontology annotation, cellular component: cytosol.